Messenger RNA from Perognathus longimembris pacificus (Pacific pocket mouse), 912 nucleotides. RefSeq names its product olfactory receptor 13F1. Gene Ontology annotation, cellular component: membrane. NCBI's taxonomy places the organism in Eukaryota, Metazoa, Chordata, Mammalia, Rodentia, Heteromyidae. The record is from RefSeq and is a predicted model, not a curated record. Gene Ontology annotation, molecular function: olfactory receptor activity; G protein-coupled receptor activity. Gene Ontology annotation, biological process: G protein-coupled receptor signaling pathway.
AUGGUCCAGCUGAAUUAGACAUCUGUAACUUUUUUCCCUCAUUAUCCUAAAGUUGAAGCCAUCAUAUUUGUGUUCUGUCUCCUGAUAUACCUGAUCACCUUGCUGGGCAAUAUCAUUCUGAUCUCCAUCACCACUCUGGAUUCUCACCUACACACCCCCAUGUGCUUCUUCCUCAGCAACAUCUCCUGCCUGGACAUCUGGUAUACCUCUUCAGUGCUCACACCAAUGCUCACACACUUUGUCUCAGGGGACAACAUCUUCUUCUCAGGAUGAGUUUCUCAGAUGUACUUCUCUUUUGCUGUGGGCUCCACUGAGUGUGUGCUGCUCUCCAUGAGGGCCAAUGACAGGUAUGUGGCCAUCUGCCACCCUCUAAGAUACCCUCUCAUCAUUAUCAGAGUGCAAAUUGCAGCUGGUUCCUGGGUCACAGGCUGCCUCACUGCCCUGGUGGAAACAGCACCUGUGCUGAAGCUCCUCUCUGGUUGUAGCAUCACCAAUCAUUUUACUUGUGAAACCUUGGCUGUCUUGAAAAGGGCUUGUGUAGAUACCAUGGUACAGUUCAUAAUGCUGGUGAUCAGUGUCCUCCUCCUUCCCAAGCCAAUGAUACUCAACUCCAUCUCUUAUGCUUUGAUCCUCUCCAACAUUCUGAGGAUUAAUUCUGUGGAUGGUUGAAGCAAAGCCUUUUCAACAUGUGCAGCCCACUUGACUGUGGUGACAGCUCUCUCCAUGUAUCUGAAGCCCUCUGCCAUAAAUUCACAAGAAGUAGAAAAUUUCAUGGCUUUGGUAUAUGCUGGAUUAACUCCCAUGUUAAAUCCUAUUAUCUACAGUCUAUGGAACAAAAAUGUAAAAGCAGCUGUGAAAAACUUGCUGACUAGAAAUCAUCUUAGUACCAUCUUAAUGACCAUCAUCAAAUAA